CCCACCAUGCCUCUGGCUAGAGAUCUUUUACACCCUUCCUUGGAAGAUGAAAAGAAAAAACAUAAAAAGAAACGGCUGGUUCAGAGCCCAAAUUCUUACUUCAUGGAUGUGAAAUGUUCAGGCUGCUACAAUAUUACUACAGUUUUCAGCCAUGCUCAGACAGUGGUUAUUUGUGUAGGUUGUUCACCAGUUCUGUGCCAGCCCACAGGAGAAAAAGCCAGGCUCACCGAAGGCUGUUCAUUUAGAAGAAAGCAACACUAUUCAUCUAUACAAAUUCCUGAGUUUGCAUUUUUCACAGAAAGUCUUAUCAAGUUUAGUGACUCUACCAAGACAAUGUAA
Messenger RNA from Microtus oregoni (creeping vole), 339 nucleotides. Its product is annotated as 40S ribosomal protein S27-like. The record is from RefSeq and is a predicted model, not a curated record. Gene Ontology annotation, cellular component: ribosome; cytosolic small ribosomal subunit. Bases 7 to 339 code for a protein of 110 amino acids. The transcript has a single exon. Gene Ontology annotation, biological process: translation; ribosomal small subunit assembly. Gene Ontology annotation, molecular function: RNA binding; structural constituent of ribosome. Lineage: Eukaryota; Metazoa; Chordata; Mammalia; Rodentia; Cricetidae.